AUGGCGCCAAAGGUAGAAACGGGAGCACAGCAAACAGGCCAAAAGCGUAAAGGAAAUCCGACAGAGACCGGAGGCUCGCGCAACAAGCGACAAAAGACACAACGCGAUGCCCGCACUCUGGCAGUACAGACAAGCUCCAAGGCCUUCAAGAAUGGAGAGCUCGACGUGGGAGCCUUUGUCAAGGCCCGCGAAUACGAGAUCCGAGCACUCGAGGAAGGCAUGGCACGAGCCAGGAAGGGCCUCACACAGCGAGCUUUCCAACAGGUGCCCAAGGAUUUGAGACGCAGGACGGCCAGUCACAAUGCUAAGAGAGUGCCCAAGCGACUGCGUCGUCAGGCUGCACGAGAGAUGGCCGAAGACAAUACACCGACCGUAACAUCACGUCGUCGGAAGCAGAGUGGCCAUAUGCGCCUUCGCAUCGACACUGUCAGCCGUCUCCGAGCCCUUGGCCGCAAGGACAAGCAAUCGCCUGACCAAGGGGUCGUCGCCAGACCCCUCCGUCCCAAGAAGAACAAGCUCGCCUCUCCUCCUGUGCCCAAGGCAAAGUAUCGAAAACGUCAGAUCCACAAGACCUGGCUACCCACACACAUGUUUCAUGCAAAACGAGCCCACAUGACUCCGCCGAGCCAACCUCUCUGGCGCUUUGCCUUGCCCCUGACAUCAACUGUCAAAAGCUAUCGUCCCACUCAUCGUGCGAGUAAAGACCGCGGAGCUGUUGCUUGGGACACGAGCUACAUGUCCACAAUCUCCAUACAUGGUAACCAGCAGAGUAUAGAAUCUCUCCUUCGCGCCUUGGGUCUUGGCAAGUCUGCUUCUACGUCGACAACCAGAGGCCAGAAAUGGACACAGGGUUCUCGUAUAUGCCAAGCUUGGCUCUAUGAGCGUGACAUGUUUCCAAAUCAUCCCAUUGCUCCUGCCACAGUCAUCUGGCGAGCAGAAUCAACUCCUCCCGCAAAACAGUCUCGUCAGAUAUUCAUUCGAAUUCACCCGUCAGCUUUCUCUCAGCUCUGGGACCAGCUCACUCGACUGGUAAAGAUUCAAAAACCUCAACUGACCAUUGAAGACUUGCGAUAUGAAAUUGGAAGCAUCGAGAUUGUGGGCCCUGCUUCCACGGAAGCUUUGACAAGUGCUCUCUGCCCUACCGGUACCAGUGGGAGAGACAAGUUUCUCAUUGAGAGGACUUGGCCGUUACUAGCAGGCGUUCAGAAUCCCUCGACUUUGCCUGCAGACGCCCUGCUAGCUUUCGAUAUAUCCGAUCCACGUUUGCAUCACCCGCCGCGAACCGCACCUUCUGCUGUUCAAACACCAGAAUCUCAGCAUCGACUCCUUGAACUGCUGACAGAAUGGCCCUUUGAUGCUGCUGAGACUACUCCAGGCAUCUUCGAUCGUGCAAGAAGACAAGCAUCUUGUCGCGCACUACAGAGUCAGAAGAGCAUCAACCGUCGCAAAUCCGCCGCCACGCCCGGUACAUAUCCCGAGCCUCUGGCUCAAGAUCCUCGCAUCCCAAUUAUGGCAUUCCCAUCAUCUGCACAGCCGAAUUCGAAAGAAGGAAGUAAAGGGCGCACUUCUUGUUCAUGGGUUAUCCUUCUGCCAUGGAAAACCGUGCCUGCCGUUUGGCAGAGUCUCAUGUAUUAUCCCAUCUCAACGGGCGGCCAAGUCAGAAUGGGAGGCUUGAAUGAGCAGCGCCAGAUUGCUUUUGAAACGGGGGUACCUUGGUUCCCUGGCGACUUCCCAGGCACGAAGGCAGGUGAUCUCUGGGAGGCUUCAGAGGCUGCCAAAAGAAAGGCGCAGUGGGAAGCAAAGCCCAAAGGCAAGAGGGUCGAAUAUGACAGCGUCACACUAGGCCCGGGCAGAAAAGGCGAAGAUGGCGAUGGAUGGGCCUGCGAUUGGGCCUACUGCUCUGAAAAGGCUACAGAAGAGGUGAAAGAUGACACUGCAUCAACAGUUCAUCAUAUUGCUCCUGGUCUCGCAAGGAACAUGUUCGCUUCUCCGGCCACAUCUAAUGAACACUCGUCUCGGGCUGUCUCGACUGUUCGCAUCACUUUGCUCGGACGUGGAACCCCUGACCCCUGCGCACGAAUCUACCGUCUGCCCACCUUGGACAACCCGUUGCGCGAUCAAUGGCUUACCCUUGACCCGGCUCGAGUCAAGUCCACCGCUCAGAGGAGAAAGCGCCAGCGAUGUCUGCCGUCCUCUGUGUUGAAGUCCUCCUCUGCAGCCGAUGUUCAGCAACGACUGGCCGCUGACUUGCUGGAACCCCCACAAUCAGAGAACAACAAUAGCUGCCCAUUGCUUCCUGGCAAAGAAGACCUUAUAGGAUUCGUCACAACGGGCGAGUUCAGCCUGACGAGCGGUGGAGGUGUUGCCAUUGGCAGUGUCAUUGUUGAAAAAUUGCUCCCAUCUGCUGGUGCUGGCGAGAAGGAACCACAUAUGUGCAUCGUCAGAAAUGCUGGAGAAACAGUGGGUAGAUUGGCAAAACUGGAGUUUGUUUAA
This is a messenger RNA of Aureobasidium namibiae CBS 147.97, 2493 nucleotides long. RefSeq names its product POPLD-domain-containing protein. The coding region runs from base 1 to 2493 and encodes 830 amino acids. The transcript has 2 exons. The record is from RefSeq and is a predicted model, not a curated record. Lineage: Eukaryota; Fungi; Ascomycota; Dothideomycetes; Dothideales; Saccotheciaceae. Gene Ontology annotation, cellular component: nucleolar ribonuclease P complex; ribonuclease MRP complex. Gene Ontology annotation, biological process: tRNA 5'-leader removal.